This is a messenger RNA of Thermothielavioides terrestris NRRL 8126, 3609 nucleotides long. RefSeq lists its product as uncharacterized. NCBI's taxonomy places the organism in Eukaryota, Fungi, Ascomycota, Sordariomycetes, Sordariales, Chaetomiaceae. The coding region runs from base 123 to 3239 and encodes 1038 amino acids. Gene Ontology annotation, cellular component: nucleus. Gene Ontology annotation, molecular function: DNA-binding transcription factor activity, RNA polymerase II-specific; zinc ion binding. The record is from RefSeq and is a predicted model, not a curated record. The transcript has 4 exons. Gene Ontology annotation, biological process: positive regulation of transcription by RNA polymerase II; aromatic amino acid catabolic process.
UUUUUUACCCACCGCAAACCGCUUCCAGCCGACACGCAACAGUUCAUUGCCGGCCACUUGGGGAGGCUGUAGCAGACGAGCAAGCGUCGUACCCGCGCCGUUCGGCUCUGCGAUUGCCCGCCAUGUCGCAAUUCGGCGCGCCAGCCUUGCAUCUCUCAUCCCUGUCGCCCGUCUCGCCCGUUGCCGCCUCGUCAUCGUCGUCCGCCGCUGGCGGCCCCGCUCCUCCUCCGCCCCCUUCCGCCAGGGACGGUGGAGCCGGACCCGGAUCCGGAGCAUCGGCCGCGACGCCGACCCAGCCCGCACAUCACCCGCAGCCCCCCCAGCACAAGCGUGUCUACCAGGCUUGCAUCCCCUGCCGCCGGCGCAAGGUGCGCUGCGAUCUUGGCUCCGUCGACGACCCGCAUGAUCCCCCUUGCGUCCGCUGCCGCCGCGAAAGCAAGGAGUGCUAUUUCAGCGCCACGCGUCGCAAGCGCAAAGUCGACGAUGGCUCGCUCGACGACCCUGAGCACGAUGACUACAUCCUGCGCAACGGUCGCAAGCAGCUGCGCGCCGGCUCGCCCCAGUCCCUGGACCGCCGGCUCUACCGCGACGUCCCGCUCACCCCGGGAGGCAGCCACGGCCGGUCGCAACCGCUGAGACGGCCGGGCGAUGCGCCAAAGAGCGCCCGUAGCAGCAGCACGGCCGGCGAGUUUGGCAAUGGCGAGCCCAACACCCCGCUCGAGAACCUGGAGGCCCGGACUGUCAUGCGGAGGGAAGUAUAUGGACCACACGAUGCGCUAGACCUGCUGUACAAGGCGGCCACCGACAACGCGUCGCACAAGCCAGAUGACGAUCCGGCGCCAAUACGUAGCACCACGCAAUCCAGCUCGCACCACGCCCGUCACGAUACGGAUUCGCGCAAGUCGUCGAACACCGUCGCGCCCGGUGGCUACCACAACCGACACGCUUCGCGACACGAGGGCCCCGCAACAGAGCAGGCGAUCGAUCCGGAGCUGACGAACCGGGACCCGUCUGCCGAUCCGGGCUACAACGAGGCGCUCAAAGCGUGGGCGCGCUUCCGCUUUGUGCGCGCCGGUUGGUUCACCGCUCAGGAAGCCAUUGAUUACAUAGACUACUACUACAAGUACCUAUCGCCGCUUACCCCUAUCUCGCCGCCCACGUUCCACAACCCGGCAUCCCACUUGACGCUGUUGACAGAGGAGCCGAUUCUCACCGUGACGCUCUUGACGAUCGCAUCCAGAUACCGCCGCAUGCCAGGCACCGGAGGCCACUGCCGCUCCCAUGCCAUCCACGAACAGUUGUGGACGUAUCUGAGGGGCAUGAUUGAGCGGGUCGUAUGGGGACAGGAGGCUUUUGGCGGCGGUUUCUGCGGCUCGGGCGCCGAUGAUACGCAGAGCUCCAGCACCGCUCCAUGGCGCGGUCUGCGCAGGGGCAGUCUGAGGACGCUCGGGACCAUCGAGUCGCUGAUGAUCUUGACCGAAUGGCACCCACGGGCGCUCCACUUCCCGCCCAACGAGGCGACCGAUGAGCUGAUGCUGCCGCCGUACGAGAUGCCACGUCCUGCCGAUCCUGAUGGAAACCAGAAGCCCUCGGCUGGAUUCGGCGGCCGGAGGAUUGAAAGCUGGUUGGAGCCGGCGUGGAGGAGUGACCGCAUGUGCUGGAUGCUCCUGAGCACCGGCAUGGGCCUGGCUUACGAGUUGGGUGUCUUCGACGAUAUCGACGAGCUUCUUGCAGCCGGUGCCAUCACGCGUCCCGAGUACGAGGAAGAGUCGUACCGGCUGCGGGCGAACCGCAUCAAGCGGCUCCUCCUGAUUUAUCUGAGCCAGCUGGCAGGCCGGCUGGGCUGGACGAACAUGGUGCCGGAGAAGUUGCGCAAGUCGGAUCCUGCCGUGUCCCGGCGCAGGCGCCUUUCCGUCGAGGGGACGACACCUGGGACAAACCCGUCGUCACUGUCAAGCACGUUCAACUACAUCCCCGACCUGGAACUGGACGACCAGAUCAUUCACUGUUGGGCAGGGAUUAGCAAUGCGAUGCAAGUCGGCAACGAGAGGUUAUUCCAGUCCCGGAAGCACACGACCGAGAUCAUCCAGAGUGGGAAAUACAUCGAACUGCUUAAAGACUUCCAGCCGAUGUUGAAGGACUGGUGGAGUCAAUUCGAGCGCUUCCGGCUGCCUCCUUACAUCCGGCAUAUUCUCACCAUCGAGUACGAGUACGUUCGGAUCUACAUCAACUCGCUUUCCCUGCAGGCGGUCGUCGAGCGGUGCACUAGUAAUGCCGGCGGCGGCUCGGGGCCAGGCGGGAGCGUGUCAGGCGUGUCAGGACCGCAGCUGUCGCCGCAGACGCAAAACUACUACGGCAGGCUGCCGCUCGGGCAGCUGGGCGGCUUCGGCGUCGAGGACCAGGAGUACGUGAGGGAGGUCGUGAACGGCAGCCGGAAUCUGCUGCGCACCGUUGUGGAGGGUCUAUUGCCCGGCGACUACCUCAAGCACGCACCCGUACGGACUUACUUCCGUAUCAUCAGCGGCGCCAUGUUCCUCCUCAAGACGUUCGCGCUCGGCGCGCCCAAGUCGGACGUCGAGCUGAGCAUCGGCCUCAUGGAUAGGACAGUGGACGCGCUGCGGAACUGCGUGGUGGAUGAUGUCCACUUGGGUAUCCGCUUCGCCGACAUGCUUGAGACGCUGACCAGCCGGUUAAGAAACCGGUUCAUCUACGCCCCGCCGCCUGCCGUGUCGACGACAGACGGCAGAUCGCCCGGGGCGAUGCACACCGAGGCUACAAACGGCAAUGGCGUGAAUGGGCUGCAGCAGGGACCUGCGAGCCACGCCCACGAGAUGUGGCUGAAGCUGAAGGAGGGAGGCGCUCCAGAGCGCUCCACAACCCCCGCCAACAUCUCGGCCACCCCCUGGGACCUGAACGCUGGCACGUUCCCCUAUCCGACGGGAUCUGCCUCUAUGUUCGGCCCGUCCACUCCCGCCGCCACCACAGGCCUCGACAACAACACCACCGGGGGGGCUGGGGGCCUGCCCGAAGGCGGGCUGUUUGAGAAUCAAGACUGGGCGAACCCGAACACCGAGAUGUGGUACCUGCCCGCGGGCCCGGCCUUUUUCCAAAACAUGGACAACAACGCGGUGUCAAUGACGGCCGAGGGUGUCAAUGUGGGCGGCAUGGACUUGCUCGAGUACAUGGCGAUGGAUCCGAUGGACCAUCAUACCUUUGGCAUGGAUGGGAAUGGCUACUGAUCUUAUGGCGGAAAACUCGCUUAGGUGGCGUUUUGAUUUUGUUCGGGCUUUCUGGGGGGAGGAAAAAGGACAAAGAGGGAUAAGGAGAAGGGACAAAAAGGAGAGGCAAAAGUUGCUCGACUGAUGAGGGUUUUGCUCGACUCAUGAGGAAUUAUUUGUUGCUGCUCUUUUAUUGCUAGCUGGUGUUUUGGGGCGCCUGAUUUAUUUCUGUUAGCUACUUGACCUGUAUUUUUUUUUCUUGUCCUUCCAGUGCCUGGCGAAAACGGGGUGAAGGGAAAAGGAUGGGCAGCGAGGAUAUUUAUUUCAAGCUCUUUCCCCUUUUAUUUUUUUUUUUUUUUUUUUUUUUUUUUUUUUUUUCUCUUUGUUUUCC